AUGACCAGUUGGACUGAAAGAAUGCACCGUAGGGCUGCGACAUUUAGUAAUGUGGUUACAUCUUGUGGACAUCCGUCCGUUCCGUACCCGAGACGUUUGGAAAAAGUCAAAUUUGGUGUUCCCAUCGAUGAAGUGUGCAAAAACGACAUUCCCGGAUCCCUUUUGGUUCUCAUAUUGAAAUUGAAUAAAGAAGCGCCGGAGAAAAAGGAUGUUUUCAGAGCUCCCGGACAUCAGGGUAACAUGAAAAAACUCAUACAUUUUUUACAGGCUGGACGUCUCGUCAACAUGGAUAAUUUUUCCGUUUACACGAUCGCAUCAGUUUUGAAAAAAUUUUUGAGGAAAUUACCAGGAGGUAUUUUCGGAAGAGAGGGAGAACAAGAAUUAUUUCACGUCAUCGAAUUGGAAAACGUAGACGAACAGAGAAACAUGAUUCACAGGUUAAUCGUGUCUUUGCCGAUACACACACAAAGGUUGCUCGUACUACUAUUUGGCACGUUCAGAGUCAUAGCCACGAAUUCGGAAAGGUGUCAAACGGGUAUGACGUCCGAAGCAUUGGGAGUAUCCGUGGCUCCGAGUUUUUUUCAAACGUGCGUUUCCGAUGGGAAACAAGCGAGAAUGGAAGACGUGCAAAGAUUUAAGGUGGCGACGAAAAUAAUGAAGUUCAUGAUCGAUAAUUUUGGUGUGUCGAAUUUAUUCGGGAGGGAAAAUUACGAAUACUACGCAAGAAUCACGGGAAGGAUAUUGAAAGUGGAAGAAGAUUGGAUAUACAAUUUCCGAUAUCCGCCUGAUUGUUUCGUUUCCCCAAUGAGCCAACAGGAAGAAAGUCAAAGCACUCCGGCGUUGAUACACUUGCCAGAAUUAUCCGGAGAACCUUGUAACGCAUCCAUGAGCAUGAUUCCAAAAACAAAUUUGUUGGAAAGUUAUACGAGGUUAUCGAUUAGUUUGGAAGAAAAUGGACUCUUUAAGGGUUCUUCGAGAUCGUCAAGUUCGAGCGUUACAAUAAGUCAUCACAUGACUCUAGAAGAAUUAAGAGCCGUUAAUCGAUAUGCAGAAAGCACAAAAAGUUUGUCGUAUUUGCCUCAGGUUCACGAAAGACAAACUGCCAGAAUGAGAACUAGAUCCGAAUGGUUUCUAUCCCCUCUCAUCGCUCCCGGACAAUUGCUCUAUGCCAUCGACAGCGAUCCGACGUCUAUAUAUUUGUUGAGGAGCUCAUGCAGUCGGUCAUCAGCUGAUUAUCGUUUGUUGAAAAUGCUUGCAAAAAAAGGAGGGACGGGAUUAUCGGCGAGCGCGGAAUCUAUACACAAAAGGCCGAGCAUACGUCGAAACAAUUCGAGACACGUGCACAGGACGUCGAGCAAAAGGAACAAGGAAAACGGUUCGACGAAAAAACACAGUCCCUCGGGAUCGUUUAAAAAAUCUCAUCACCACCAGGACAAACACGAGGGCGGUGGGAAAACAUUAAAACUCCUGAGUUCGGACGUGAAACAAAUGAAAAUGAAAGAAGAAACCACCGGAGCGGAGCCGCUCAAGGAGGGAAGGAUAAACGCGAACGCGGGAAGAUUUUUAAAAGAAGACAACGGAAACGGAAACGGAAACGAUGGCGUCCUGGGAACCCUGUACGGAUCUCAAAAUUCAAUGCAAGAUGCUUUCGGGAAUUUGAGUCACGCUCAAGAUGUGAGAUUGUUGAAAAUGACGUCACUCGAUUCGAAAUCUUCCAACGUUGGGCAAAGCAUGUAUCAUCAUCAUCAUCAAAAGAAAAACAGUUUGGGGGGUUCGAGUUUUCCGAGUGACGAAACGAAUUCAAAUUCGCAAUCGUGUAAGCAAAUGAAAGUUGAUGACGUCAAAGGUGACGAAGUGUCCGAUAUGGACGUUACCACUUAUCACGUUAAUCUAACGUAUAAGCCUAGGAUAUAA
Pediculus humanus corporis (human body louse) is the source of this 1914-nucleotide messenger RNA. RefSeq names its product T-cell activation Rho GTPase-activating protein, putative. The record is from RefSeq and is a predicted model, not a curated record. Gene Ontology annotation, molecular function: GTPase activator activity. The transcript has 9 exons. NCBI's taxonomy places the organism in Eukaryota, Metazoa, Arthropoda, Insecta, Psocodea, Pediculidae. Gene Ontology annotation, biological process: signal transduction. The coding region runs from base 1 to 1914 and encodes 637 amino acids.